Orcinus orca (killer whale) is the source of this 4185-nucleotide messenger RNA. RefSeq names its product decapping mRNA 1B (gene DCP1B). Gene Ontology annotation, molecular function: mRNA binding; enzyme activator activity. The transcript has 8 exons. Bases 362 to 2134 code for a protein of 590 amino acids. NCBI's taxonomy places the organism in Eukaryota, Metazoa, Chordata, Mammalia, Artiodactyla, Delphinidae. Gene Ontology annotation, cellular component: P-body. Gene Ontology annotation, biological process: positive regulation of catalytic activity; deadenylation-independent decapping of nuclear-transcribed mRNA; deadenylation-dependent decapping of nuclear-transcribed mRNA. The record is from RefSeq and is a predicted model, not a curated record.
GAAAACGGUUCUGACCCUUAGACCCCCUGAAAGGGUCUCGGAGCCGCCAGGGCGUCGAGGACUGCACUUGAAGAACCACCCGGCGUCCGCGCACGAGAAAUCGCAGUUCCCUCCCUGUUCAGUUACGCACGCUCGAGGCGUGUUUAUCACUACAGGUCUGACCGCGGAGCGCCGAGCAGCAGACGUUCCCGGCGUCCAGCGAUGGUCCUGUACUCGGGACGCUCGCAGGACCGCGCGGGGGCCGCCUUACGGUUGCCGUGGCAACGAUCGCAGGCGGGCGCGGCGCGGCCAUCGACCAGUGACGCCUGCGCGCUCUGCGCUCUGCCGAGAGGGCUGCGACGCCCCGCGGGCCGGCGGGAAGAUGGCGGCGGCGGCGGGCUACCCAGCCGGGAAGGGCCGCGACAUGAGCCUGGCGGCCCUGCGGCGCCACGAUCCCUACAUCAGCCGCAUCGUGGACGUGGCCAGCCAGGUGGCCCUGUACACCUUCGGCCACCGGGCCAACGAGUGGGAAAAGACUGAUGUGGAAGGAACCUUAUUUGUUUACACAAGGUCUGCUUCUCCGAAACACGGCUUCACCAUCAUGAACAGGCUAAGCAUGGAGAAUAGGACAGAGCCCAUCACGAAAGACCUGGAUUUCCAGCUCCAGGACCCCUUCCUUCUCUACAGAAAUGCCAGAUUGUCCAUUUAUGGAAUUUGGUUUUACGACAAGGAAGAAUGCCAAAGAAUUGCAGAGCUUAUGAAAAACCUCACUCAGUACGAACAGCUGAAAGCGCACCACGGAGCGGGGGCGGCAGUGGGAGCGUCCCCCGUGGGCCUCGGCUCGGGAGAGCGCAAGGAGGUGGACAUCCUACGGAUGCUCACCAAGGCCAGAGACGAAUACGCGAAGUGUAAAGCCUGUCCUGAGCCCAAACAGAUCAGCAGCUCGUCCGCCAUCUACGACAACCCCAAUCUCAUCAAGCCAAUUCCAGUGAAGCCCAGCGGGAGCCGGCAGCAGCGCGGCCCUCGGCCCGGCCAGACCUUAGACCCUGAACCCCAACACCUGUCCUUGACGGCCCUCUUCAGGAAGCUGGACAAAGCUACGUGUCACGAAGCCGCGCGGCCUCCAAAGACCCUCCACCAGCAGCAGCAAGAGAAGCUUCCGCUUCGGCAGGGGGUCGUCCGCUCCCUGUCCUACGAGGAACCCCGAAGAUGCUCGCCCCCGGUCGAGAAGCAGCUCUGUCCCGCCAUUCAGAAGCUCCUGGUCGGGAUCGCGGACCUGCAGCCGCUGGCAGAGCUGCCCGAGAGCCGGCCCUGUAGAGACGCCGCCCGGCCGGGGUCUCCCCGCGGCCCCGAGGUCUCCCGCCGCGUGCACGGUGCCCCCAGGACUCAGAACCCGCCGGACCAGCUCCAGAGCAUCCCUGGGGCGCCGGCACCAGACGCCUCGGCCGAGACGCCGGGGCCCCGGGCACUCCCGAGGCCAGCGCCCCCCGGCCCUGGGCCCGGCCGUCAGCCCCUGGGGCCCAGCGAGGUCUCCCCGCGGGAGCUGCUGUGGAAGCUCCAGGCGGUGCAACAGGAGCGGCAGUUGCCGGCGCCCGGCCGCCCAGCGCUGGCGGCCAAGUUCCCCGUGGCCACCCCGAGCGCUGGAGCACGGAACCCCCUGGAGUCCUGGAGGGACCAGACCCCCAGCGCGGAGCAGCAGGCUCCCCUCCUUCAGGUCCUCUCGCCCCGGCGCGCCCCGCCCGCCGCAGGCCCAUCUCCGCUCAUGUCGCCACUGGUGUUCGCGCAGCCCUCCUGGGCCCCACCGCCAGAGAGGGGCAGCGGGCUCUUGCCCCCGGGAAGCCAGGACCCGGAGGCCACCCCCAGCGGCCCCCUCCUGCCCCUGCAGACGCCGGAGCCCCCCAGGACGCCAGGCAGUGCCCUGACCAAGCCGCAGCUCCAGGAGGCCCUGCUGCACCUCAUCCAGGUAGGAGGGCGCCGCCUCCCUCCUCGGAGGCCUUUCCCAGAAGCCUGCUGCCCUGCUGGUGCCUGUGCCCGCCUCCUGCUCCCCAAGGGCAGCGGCUUACCCCGAGACCUGCGCUUCUGGGUGCGUUUCAGACACAGCGUGGCUCUGGGCGUUGUGACUUCAAGUGCCACCCGGCAGAAGAGGAGGAGGUGAAGCCGCCCCUGGGAGGGUCCCGGGUCUGUGGGGCCGUCGGGAGCCAGUGGGGAGUGGAGGGGAGGGCUGCCCUGAGCCCGCGGCAGUGCCCAGGCCGCUACUCGGGGAGGAUGCAGCUGGGGCGGCAGGAAUGGCUGUGACGACCACGGCAUGUUUUAUAGAUGACCUUGAAGCCUGCCAGUGAGGACAGGCUGGGAUGGCUUCCUCGUGCCCCUAUGAAGUAAUAAGGGCGAUGACACUUGUACAGAGCUCUGGGCCGGGCACGGUGUUAGACACCAGGACGCCGAGGCUGAGGGACUGGCCUGAGGUCACCAGCAAGAGCAGAGCUGGGGCUGCAGCCUGGCUGCCGUGCCCCUUCCCACUGCACGACGGGGCCGGGAGGUGGCAGGGCCCACCCCGAACGCGAGACAGGCUUUGCAAAGUGCAGCGCGCUCACCCAGACGGACCGCAGACACCCCAGCUCACGUACUGAGGUAUCUUUUUCGCAGACAGUCCGUAAGGUUUUUGCUUGAGUGUCAGGCGACCUUGAGAGCGGCCAGCACUUUUGCUCUGUCUCAUCCUACUCAAAAAGACAGUAGUCGCCGUUGGUAAGAAUGUUUCUUUAAAGGUAACGUAUUUUAGAGAGAAGGAAUGGAAUGGGGACAGAAAUCAGCAUCUGAGUGUGAAAGCAGGGUAGCAAUCUGCUAAAGAUGGACGAGAAGUGACCGCACCUGACUAAUUCAUAAAGAAGGGUCUUUUCCACCUUUUCUAGAAGCCAUUCAUGAGAAGUUCUUGAGGACUUAGGUAGGGCAUCUGUAAGCUCCUUUUCUGUGAGCAAUAAACAAAAAACUUGAAUGUAAAAAGUUCCACAUUUUUCUGGCUUCUUCCACUUAAUAACACUGUUCCAAAGAUGUCUGUGCAGUCGUGGGGACCCCUAAAGUCCGGAGCAGCCCCUGGACCUCGCCCGUUAGAGACCAGACAUCGUUCCCUCCACCCGGCCUGCGCUUCACGCUCCCCGUGCUUUCGGCAUCUUCCCCAUGAGCUGCUGGGAGCCACUCAGGCAUGCGGCUUUGCUCUCUGCCUGCUGUUAGGACACAGGCUCGUGCUCGGAGACUUUGCAGGAAAGCCAGGGUAGCCUGGCUCCAGGCCAAGCGGGAGUGUGAAACGAGCCAGGGCGAUAAAGGACGGGGUGGGAGGGAGCCGCGUCUCCAACAUCAGAGACAGAGAAAACCGCCGAUGGAACCGUGGUUCCCUCGGCCCGAGAGGGGCAGGAGGGGCCCAGAGCCUGCAGUCUCACCGCUGCCGGCUUGCCCAGGCCAGAGCUCUCCGUAGCUAACGGGGGUGGUGCAGGGGGGUGGAGAGGCACUGGCUCUGGCAGGGUACCAGCCAAGCACGUUGCCAGGGAAGUCUUAACUUCCGCCCAACAAUGAAGGCACCCCUUGUGGGCGACUCGGGGGCCUCUCAGAGCCACCAGUGACCUCCCAGCCAGGCUCAGAGGACUGAGCUGGGUUACGUCCUCCCCGUGCAGCCUCCUGGGGGCCCCAGGUCUCUCCACACAGGAGGCCAGGCUUCUCGGGAGCCGGCCCGCUCCGCGCUGCCCCGAGGCUGGUGCCCGCCUGAGCUGCAGGCCACGAGCACCUGCCGUGUCCCAGGCUGGCCACCGAGGACCGGCAGCUGACCCUUCUGGCCUGGCCUGCAGCCCCACUGACUGUUCAGCUUAAAAACUAGCCACUGUGGGCACGCACAGGUGGGGAGGAGAAUCUUAGGAUCAAGGUGCCCGUUCAGCCCCAAGACAGAAGGCCUCUCGUUUCUGCCGGCCAAGUCACAUCCCCUGGGGCUUUUGUGUUUUCCAGAAUGACGACAACUUCUUAAAUAUAAUCUACGAAGCUUAUCUCUUCAGCAUGACACAAGCGGCCGUGAAAAAGACUCUGUGAAAGCAAAACAUUUCAAGACUGAUCUCCAGGGCCUUCCGGCUCGAGGUCUUUUCAGGUCACAUGUUGUUUCCCUAAAUGUUUCUGCCUUUUUUUUAAAGUAUGUCUUAUAUGAAAUAAAAUGCUUCAGGCUUUUUUCAG